Microsporum canis CBS 113480 is the source of this 1956-nucleotide messenger RNA. RefSeq lists its product as hypothetical. The coding region runs from base 1 to 1956 and encodes 651 amino acids. Gene Ontology annotation, biological process: coenzyme A biosynthetic process. The transcript has a single exon. NCBI's taxonomy places the organism in Eukaryota, Fungi, Ascomycota, Eurotiomycetes, Onygenales, Arthrodermataceae. The record is from RefSeq and is a predicted model, not a curated record. Gene Ontology annotation, molecular function: phosphopantothenoylcysteine decarboxylase activity; FMN binding. Gene Ontology annotation, cellular component: phosphopantothenoylcysteine decarboxylase complex.
AUGGCGGUUGGGGUCAAACAACUGUUCAACGGGGAGCGUUUGGACGCCAACACAACGUCAAAAUUCAAAAUUAUGAGCCCUGCGCAUAUAAAUUCCGGUCCUCGAGAUGCAACUCCCACAGCAACAGCGAGCUACGACGGCGAUGAGAGCGCAUACGAUAUACGGCUUGAAGACGGCAUAAUGAACGGGAGCGAUAGCCCGCCUCUGCUUGGGCAGAUUGGCCAGCGGUCCAAGCGAGUUCUUCUUUCAACCAGUACGCCGUUCGCCGAUACGAUUGUCCGUUCACUAUAUCGAGAUCCCGACGUCGAGCUUCGAUUAAUCGUACCGCAGGGAUUGAAGGUUGGACAGAAUGAGCUGGAAACGGUCAAGUGCUAUGAAGACGCACCACAGCGAGUUACAGACACCACCAGCCAGCCUUUGAGAGCACAGUUCAACAUGACGGCUGCGAGUCUUGCAGAUUGGGCGGAUCUGUUGAUUAUAAGCCCCAUGGAUGCCGGAACGCUUGGGUCAAUGGUUUGUGGAUUAACUACGAGCCUUACACUGACUCUGCUGCGAGGCUGGGAUGUUUCUAAGUCUAUUAUUCUUGUUCCAGGGAUGACCGCUCGCCAGUGGGUUGCGCCUAUCACGAGAAGACAUCUUGACGAUAUCCAAGUCUUCUGGCCGUGGGUGAAGGUGCUUCCUCCUAUUCUUUCCAAGUUCGAAGCCCCAGAUCGGCUUGUGGAGUUGCCCUGGGACGGGAGAGAAUCGUUUUACGACGAGGUUAGAAAGGGUCUGGGGUGGUCUGUCAGGGUAGACAGUGAAGAUGUCCCUUUGCACGAAGUGGAAAGACACGAGAAGGGAGACGACCAGAGCAGGCAAAACGGGACUGUCCUCCCCGUUGCAAACCUCCAGACAAGUCAUAACUUUUCUUCGCAGACUACGAUUACACAACCCACUCCGACACAGCCUGCUCUUCCUUCCGAACUGCUGUCUAUGAUAUUUGAAGCCCUGGGUGACUGGGAGACCGCCGCCGCCGUGGGCGUUUACACUCGAAUACCAACCCCCGAUCAGUGGAAACCCCUAAUACCCCGAUCACAAUCCUCGCAAUGUACCCUUGAAUAUGCAAUUUUAAAACGGCCGUUCUCCGAAAUCGAACAGUACCUCUCCUCGGCUUCACCAUGGAAGCCAUUGUCCAUGUUAUCUGCACAUCUUAUCCUCAAGUUUUCUCGCAUAGAUAUAUUAGACUUCAUAAUCAAAUCUAGAUCGGAUAUCUUCUGGUCUACACCACGACUUUUGAACCUCCCAUUCCGAGCUUCGGCUAUAUAUGGCAAUACAGCCCUCCUUGACUGGUGGCUUCACUGCACCGAACUGCCAAAGAAAGAUUACCUAACAGAUGCAAUGGACUCAGCUUCGCGCGCUGGAUUCAUCCAUGUCCUCGAAUGGUGGCGCAAUUCCGGUCUACCACUUCUGUACACCGAGCGAGCACUCGAAUCAGCAUCGGCAGAAGGCCACGUUGCCGUGCUAUCUUGGUGGAGAAAUGCAUCUGAAUGCUCCCCCGAGCACGCCCUGCCGUUAAAAGUUGGUAAAUCCGUUCUUCUCGCCGCUCAAUCCGGCAAGACAAAUUCCAUAGCCUGGUGGGAUCAGUCUGGGAUACCGUACUCAUAUACUGAAUCCGUGGCCCGCAUCGCCAGCACCCAUGGCCAUGUCCAUGUGCUAGAACUUUGGUAUAAAUUGAAGGGGUCCAAAAUGAUCUUCGAUAACCAGGUUCUCGUCGGUGCCACGAAAAACGGGCAUGUGGAUGUCCUCGAAUGGUGGCGAAGAAGCGGAUUGCACGUCGAGUUCAAGACAUGUGAUAUUGAAGAAGCGUUAGAGGAUGCAAUAACUGGUGCAGAGGAGCGUGUGCGCCAAUGGUGGGAGAGAAACGGUUUGAAUUUAGGAGUUGGAACCAGUGAGUGGAUGAAAGUGAAGGUUUUAUGA